ACUCAGCGACGUGCAAGUUGGACACGCUGUAAUGUCAACAACAGCAAUCCCCAAGCUCAUCCAGCGCUUCCGCGCCCGCGAGCUCCAAUGCUUCAUCAACCGCGGAGGCCUCCGCUCACCCAACCGCACCAACGAAGGUCGCACCCCACUUUACAUGCAAAACAUCAAAAACAUCGACGUGAAGAAGGACAUUCGUAUGGGCGUACCUCUGCAUAACCCGUUCUUACCCAGAGCACUUUUCAAGCAGGAGGUAAAUGUUGAAACAGAUGAGAGCGCGUUUCCUUUUGGUUCGUUAAAUUUGGGUAGUGUGGGGAAGGGAGGGAAUGGGAAGAAAGAGAACGGGAAGAAGAAAGAGAGGAAAAUGUGGGCUCCUCCGAGGUAUUCCUUACGUCGUCAAAAAGAACUCGUCAAAGCUGCUCGUGCGUCGGGAACGCUACAUCUCUUACCACCAGGUCCGAAAUUGAGCCUCGAAGAGCUCCAAGAGGCAAAACGUGAAGCGAGGAGACGCGCAAGGGCUGCAAAAGAGACAUCUCUGAAGGUCCAGCAGAGUAUAGCUCGGGCAAAAGCUGCGAAAGCAAACGCGUCAGCGAAAGAUGGAACCACCACUUCCUCGGCUUCGCAGGACGUAGAAUCUCAAGAAACCUCUACCCAACGACCAUCCUCAACCCGCUCCCACCAAAAAAGACGCCAGCCCCGCUGGCUCCUCCGCACCCCCCAAAACCUCUCCCACCGCCGCACCUCCCCCACCCUCGGCUACCCAGGCAUAACCUUCAACUGGACAAGCAAAGGCAAAGACAAACUCCACCCCAAACCCCACUCCCAUUCCUCCCUAACAAUCUACGCUACCCGUCGUCGCAUGUUCAAAGGCCACAAAUGGGAACGUCACCUCGCCAAACGACGUGCUCAGAUCGCUGUUAGGAUGAGGGAUAUGGAUAAGAGGGUUGAGAGGUUUAAGAAUGUAUACGUGAGGAGACGCGCGAAGCCGCUCAAACCUGCUGUACCGCGCAAGAAAGAGUCGUUACCAUUCUAGUUUAGAAAUUUAAUCUCGCUACAUCCGCACCUCAAACGUCAAACAAUACA
Molecule: messenger RNA, 1080 nt
Organism: Fomitiporia mediterranea MF3/22
Lineage: Eukaryota; Fungi; Basidiomycota; Agaricomycetes; Hymenochaetales; Hymenochaetaceae
Exons: 2
Coding region: 32-1030 (332 amino acids)
Cellular component (GO): mitochondrial large ribosomal subunit
Molecular function (GO): structural constituent of ribosome
Source: RefSeq, a predicted model, not a curated record